Molecule: messenger RNA, 4026 nt
Organism: Silurus meridionalis
Lineage: Eukaryota; Metazoa; Chordata; Actinopteri; Siluriformes; Siluridae
Gene: klc1b
Product: kinesin light chain 1b
Biological process (GO): microtubule-based movement
Cellular component (GO): cytoplasm; kinesin complex; membrane-bounded organelle
Molecular function (GO): kinesin binding
Source: RefSeq, a predicted model, not a curated record
CACACCGAGGGGUGGGGCUGCUCCCGAUGGCUCGGUGAUGCUUUCUUUUCUACAGUCUCGACAUCUCGCUUUAAGAUCAGACAAACGUUUUAUUGGGAUUUGGGGUGGAUGGUGUUGCUGUGCUGACAGGGCUUGGCUGUGUAUGAGGCAUUGUUUCAGCAGCGUGCAACGCUGUUUUGUUAUGAGGAUCUGGUGCUGACGCUGAGGUUUCCCCUCUGAUAGAAGAUGUCCACAAUGGUGUAUCCACGUGAAGAGAAGCUUGAGAAGCUAACGCAGGAGGAGAUCAUCUCAAACACUAAGCUGGUGAUCCAAGGCCUGGAGGCACUGAAGAGUGAGCACAACUCUAUCCUGCACAGCCUGCUGGAGACCAUCAAGUGCCUGAAAAAAGAUGAGGAGGCCAACCUUGUGCAUGAGAAGUCCAACUUGCUCCGAAAGUCUGUGGAGAUGAUUGAGCUGGGCCUGGGGGAGGCACAGGUCAUGAUGGCUCUGUCCAAUCACCUUAAUGCCGUGGAGUCCGAGAAGCAGAAGUUGCGGGCGCAGGUGCGGCGUCUGUGCCAGGAGAACCAGUGGCUGCGGGAUGAGUUGGCCAACACGCAGCAGAAACUGCAGAAGAGUGAACAAAGUGUGGCCCAGCUGGAGGAGGAGAAGAAGCACCUGGAGUUCAUGAAUCAACUCAAAAAGUAUGAUGAAGAUGUAUCGCCCUCGGAGGAAAAAGACGGUGACCCACCUAAAGACACUCUGGAUGAUCUUUUUCCUAAUGAUGAUGAGGAACAAGGCCAGGGAAUGCAGCACCAGCACAACAGUGCAGCCGUGGCAGCAGCACAGCAGGGAGGAUAUGAGAUCCCAGCCCCUCGAACCCUUCACAACCUGGUAAUCCAGUACGCCUCUCAAGGUAGAUAUGAGGUAGCAGUGCCGCUGUGCAAACAAGCUCUGGAAGACCUGGAGAAAACAUCUGGCCAUGAUCAUCCCGACGUUGCCACCAUGCUCAACAUCCUCGCUCUGGUGUACAGGGAUCAGAACAAAUAUAAAGAGGCAGCACACCUGCUCAAUGAUGCUCUGUCCAUCAGGGAGAAAACUCUUGGCAAAGAUCAUCCUGCUGUUGCUGCCACUCUGAAUAAUCUGGCUGUGCUGUACGGGAAGAGGGGAAAAUAUAAGGAGGCUGAGCCGCUCUGUAAGAGAGCGUUGGAGAUCAGAGAGAAGGUGCUUGGAAAGGACCACCCGGAUGUGGCUAAGCAGCUGAACAACCUGGCCUUGCUGUGUCAGAACCAGGGCAAGUAUGAGGAGGUGGAGUACUACUACUGCAGGGCUUUGGAGAUUUAUGAGUGCAGGCUAGGCCCUGAUGACCCUAACGUUGCUAAGACCAAGAACAAUCUGGCUUCAUGCUUUCUCAAACAAGGGAAAUACAAGGAGGCUGAGAUUCUUUACAAAGAGAUUCUUACCCGUGCCCAUGAGAAGGAGUUUGGGUCAGUUGAUGCUCAAAACAAACCUAUCUGGAUGCAUGCUGAGGAAAGGGAAGAGAUGAGCAAAGGCAAGCAAAGAGACAACACCCCAUAUGGAGAAUAUGGGGGCUGGUACAAGGCUUGCAAAGUCAACAGUCCAACUGUGAACACCACUCUGAGGAAUCUGGGUGCGCUUUACCGCCGGCAAGGCAAGAUGGAGGCUGCGGACACCCUGGAGGAGUGUGCCAUGAGAUCCCGCAAGCAGAGUAACACAGGGAUCGAUCCCAUCAACCAGAGCCGUGUGGUUGAAAUUCUGAAGGAGGGUGAUGGAGAGAGGAGGAGGAGCAGGGAUAGCAUGUCCAGCGUUAAAUACGAUAGCAGCUCAGAGGCUGGAGAGGAAGUGAGUAUGGGCAUAGAGUGGAGUGGGGAUGGUAGUGGGGCUCUGCAUAGGGGUGGCUCUCUGGGAAAAAUCAGAGAUGUGCUGCGUAGAAGCAGUGAAAUGCUGGUGAAGAAACUGCAAGGAAACGGACCCCCAGAGAUUCGCUCCACCUCCAAUAUGAAGCGUGCUGCCUCCCUUAACUACCUGAACAGGGCGAAUGAUGAUCCCUUCCAGAGUCCUGGUUUAAAUAGGUUGAGGCAGAGCCGUGGAUUGAGCUCUAGUAAUUUGGAUCUCUACAGUGGGAAUUGAAAAAAUGCCUCUACGACUCUAGCUCUGACCUCACCAUGCCAUUCCUACUGAACCGCCCAAAUCCUUCACUUUAAUUAAAAGCCACACCUGACAAGAUCUCGGUUAUCUACAAACCAGCUUCGGCAAUAAAUAAGCCAAUGCUCUUGGAAGGUUUGCACUCUGUAACUCUCACUAUAGGCAAAGCAAUUUUGACAUUUGUGACAGUUAGUUAGAAGGUUACGUUGUCUUUCUGUUACCACACUUUUCCUUUGUUACUUUAAACAGCUUUGUUACAAACUACAUGUGUCUUGGACAAUUUUCCCAGUCAAGUAAAAAAAUCUUCCACAGUGUCACAUAGAAGAGUUUUAUUAAUGGCUUUUAUAUUUGUAUAAAAUCGUUUCUUUGUGCAUCUCAGUCUUUGUAAAUAAUUUGUGCUUUUUCUCUGUGCUUUUUAAAUAAUUUGUGCUUUUUUUUUGAGGGGGGGAUUAAUGGCUGGCUGAAAUGAGAAAAGCCAGCUAUUGUGUUUUUCACUUGAAUCAUCACUGGUAUCAUGUUACUCCUGAAUUGUUACUGUGUCUACACUUUCAUAUUUUAAAGAGAAAAUAAUACUCUGCUACAUUCUGUAUUGGUGUAGGCUAGGGGCUAGCUGUAGGGAGGAAGACCCUGAAAUAUUAAAAACACAGAAACCUGGUUACUGAGAAGUGCACUGUUACUGUAUCUACAGUGUCCAAAAUGUCUCCAUUCAUGAAACUUUUUUAGCAAAACUUUUCAUAAAUUGGUUUUUAUCAUACAUAUUUUUCAGAUAGAUUUGAAGAAUGCCUUUGAUCAAAGAAGAGUGUGUUGAAUUUAUUCUCAUGCCUGGAUCGGGAAUCCUGCAAUAGACUUAAACAUCCAAUGCUGUGGGGAAAAUGUUUUUUGUGUAUGUUUGCAAAGAAAUGUAAUCAUCAAGAGGUUGUUUUGUAAAAGCUUAUAUUUUGCUGAAAUAAUGUUUUCACUCUUCAUGGAGACUUUUAAGAGAAAAAAAACAGACCAAUGUAUAUAAUGAGACACUUCAUGUCAUUUAAACACUAUUAUUUCGUAAAGGGUUGAGGUUAUUUCGUUUGAGGCUUUGUUACUGGUAUGCAGCAUUUAGAAAAUUGAGAGGCAUCUUAUCAUGAUGAUGGAAUGUCAUUUUUCUUUUUACUUUUACUCUGAAUGCUGUUCUGUUUUUAAGAGAUCGUUGCACAUUACUGGAUCUUUUCUUUUAGCUUGAUCCUUCUGUUUUUACUAGAAAUCCAGUGGAUUAUAAUGCUAUGUUAAUAAAGUCCAAGGAUUGUUGGACAUGAGCGGUACAGGAGUUUCUCAGGCAAUAUAAAAUUUAUAAGAUAUUUGUGUAAUAAAUAUGCAACUCUGCUAGUGUGUAAAGCUGUAAACGUAUAUAUAUGCACCGACGCUGUCCGUGAGAUAUGUGAUCAUUUAUUUAAAUCAUUGUCCUGUUUUUUCCUUCUAGUUGUAUUUGUGGAUAUAUUUUUUUUUAACUCAUUUCAUGUAUUUCUACAAAGAACCAAAGCAAUUUUAUGCACAUCUCUCAAUUUCUGAUUAUUUUAUAAAGCUGAUGAUAUGAGGAGGCUUAAAAAAAAGUUACACAAGGCAAGUUUGAAAGUUUGAAUGUUUUAUAAGCCCUGAAGUCCUUUAAUGGUCGAGAGUUAGAUGUGAUGGUGAUGGGGGGGGGUCAAUAUGGAUUAUUGAAGAGGGUUCUGCAUGACUUGAGCUGAUUGUCUUAACUUUAAAAUGCUUUCUUUUGAACUCUGCAGGUGUUGGGUACGCUAGCUGUAGAAGCCCUGCUGUAGGGUAUACCUGCCAUUUGUAUGAUUUAUGCCCUCUUAUUUUGUGAUGUAAAAGAUGUUUGGGUGAAAAUAAAUCAUUCAGUUUUCAAUGGGA